AAUGAAAAUGAAGUUAAUUAUUGUCCUGUGCGCUGUCAGUAUGGCGGCAAGCUGGCCAGUCUAUGAGGACCCUUAUCAAAAUUGGGGGAUUUAUAUUCCUCCUGAACCGGAAUAUUACGAUGAUGAUCUUAAUUCUGAUUAUAAUCGUCCAAUAGACUUUAAUCCAAUAACACAUAAACCUGGAAUUAGAAAAUCAACUACGUCAACAACAACGUUCUCGACAGUCCGUGAAAUUGGUUUCCGGUCGAUCGAACAUACGAAGAAGGCUUAA
Cotesia congregata is the source of this 271-nucleotide messenger RNA. The record is from the annotation of a GenBank genome assembly. Lineage: Eukaryota; Metazoa; Arthropoda; Insecta; Hymenoptera; Braconidae.